Molecule: messenger RNA, 579 nt
Organism: Aureococcus anophagefferens
Lineage: Eukaryota; Pelagophyceae; Pelagomonadales; Pelagomonadaceae
Exons: 1
Coding region: 1-579 (192 amino acids)
Biological process (GO): endoplasmic reticulum to Golgi vesicle-mediated transport
Cellular component (GO): membrane; trans-Golgi network
Source: RefSeq, a predicted model, not a curated record
AUGUUCGAGCCGGGGCGCGAUUUGGUGGAGACGACGCUCGACGAGCCCGUGCGGGAGACGAUCAUGCGCGACCUGCGCGAGGUCGGCGCGAAGCUCAAGCUCGUGAUCCUGCCGCGCGUGAGCCAGGAGGGCGUCCUGGACCGGCUGAAGGAGUGGGAUCUGUGGGGGCCCCUCGCGGUGUGCCUCGCGCUGUCCAUCGUGUUGAGCGUGUCGGCGCCCGAGGCGCAGCGCGCGCUCGUCUUCGCCGCGGUCUUCGUCGUCGUCUGGGUCGGCGCGGCCAUCGUGACGCUCAACGCCCAGCUGCUGGGCGGGCGCAUCUCCUUCUUCCAGUCCGUGUGCAUCCUGGGGUAUUCCAUCUUCCCGCUGAACGUCGGCGCGCUGCUGUGCCUCGUGCUCCACCCCGUGACCAAGUCGCUGUUGCUGCGCGCGCUGGUCGUGGGCGUCUGCUUCGCGUGGUCGACGCGCGUGAGCGUCGUCUUCUUCGGCGAGAUCAUCGAGGCGAAGCGCCGCGCGCUCGCCAUCUACCCGGUCUUCGGGUUCUACUCGUUCAUCGCGUGGAUGAUCCUCAUCCAGAAGUAG